Molecule: messenger RNA, 1438 nt
Organism: Raphanus sativus (radish)
Lineage: Eukaryota; Viridiplantae; Streptophyta; Magnoliopsida; Brassicales; Brassicaceae
Product: protein DOWNY MILDEW RESISTANCE 6
Exons: 4
Coding region: 101-1126 (341 amino acids)
Source: RefSeq, a predicted model, not a curated record
AUACAUACUCAAAGGCAAGCCUUCCUUUAUCUCUUUCCCUUUACAACAUUUUUUUUUGAUAAGACCCCUUUACAACUUCUUUCAUCUCCGAUAUCAUAACAUGGCGGCAAAGCUAAUAUCCACCGGUUUCCGUCAUACUACUUUGCCGGAAAACUAUGUCCGGCCACUCUCUGACCGUCCACGUCUCUCUCAAGUUUCUCAGCUUGAAGAUUUCCCUCUCAUCGAUAUAUCUUCCACAGAUCGAUCUCGGCUCGUCCAACAAAUCCACCAAGCUUGCGCCCGGUUUGGUUUCUUUCAGGUUAUAAAUCAUGGUGUUAGAAAAGCAACUAUAGAUGAGAUGGUGAGUGUUGCGCAUGAGUUUUUUGGCAUGUCUAUGGACGAAAAAAUGAAGCUAUACUCGGACGAUCCAACGAAGACACCGAGAUUAUCGACGAGUUUUAAUGUGAAGGAAGAAGAGGUUAACAAUUGGAGAGACUAUCUAAGACUCCAUUGUUAUCCUAUCGACAAAUAUGUCCAUGAGUGGCCUUCCAACCCACCUUCUUUCAAGGAAGUUGUGAGUAAAUACUGUAGAGAAGUAAGAGAAUUGGGAUUUACAAUAGAGGAAUUGAUAUCAGAGAGUUUAGGUUUAGAAAAAGAUUACAUGAAGAAUGUGCUUGGUGAACAAGGUCAACACAUGGCAGUCAACUAUUAUCCUCCAUGUCCUGAGCCUGAGCUCACCUAUGGUUUACCUGCUCAUACCGACCCAAAUGCCCUCACCAUUCUUCUCCAAGAUGCUACCGUUUGCGGUCUCCAGAUCUUGAUCGACGGUCACUGGUUCGCUAUUAAUCCUCGUCCUGAUGCUUUUGUCAUCAACAUUGGUGACCAGUUACAGGCAUUGAGUAACGGAGUUUACAAAAGUGUUUGGCAUCGCGCAGUGACAAACACUGAAAAACCGAGGCUAUCGAUCGCAUCAUUUAUGUGCCCUGAUAACGGUGCUGUCAUAAGCCCGGCAAAGCCCUUGUGGGAAGCCAAAGAGGAAGAGGCCAAGCCAAUCUACAGAGACUACACUUAUGCAGAGUACUACAAGAAGUUUUGGAGUCGGAAUCUGGACCAAGAACAUUGCCUCGAGAACUUUCUAAACGACUAGGUACCACCAAUGUCGGUUCUGAGCUAAAUCCCAUGAAACAGGAGCUUUAGGCGCUAGACGUUAUAAGUAAAUUGUGGGACGCCAUUUACCGAGAAUUUCUUUGGUAUAGAUGGUUGAGGCUUUGGAUUCGAUACCUCUAAAGGGCAGCUUUUCUUUAUUUGUGCUUUAGGAGUUGAGUUGUUCUAGACCGGAUACUGGGUACCACAUAUACAUAUGUCUAUCUUUGUGUUUACGAAGAGUACUACAAUAAGUAGCAGCAUACUACGACGUAUCCAUGUUUCAUUUAAGAUAUAAUAACAAUAAUAGCUACCA